Trichechus manatus latirostris (Florida manatee) is the source of this 2784-nucleotide messenger RNA. It is a transcript of the gene SERP1, whose product is annotated as stress associated endoplasmic reticulum protein 1. Gene Ontology annotation, biological process: endoplasmic reticulum unfolded protein response. Bases 1898 to 2098 code for a protein of 66 amino acids. Gene Ontology annotation, cellular component: endoplasmic reticulum. The transcript has 4 exons. The record is from RefSeq and is a predicted model, not a curated record. NCBI's taxonomy places the organism in Eukaryota, Metazoa, Chordata, Mammalia, Sirenia, Trichechidae.
UGGACUUUUCCCUCGGUGUGGAAACUUAAUUUUUACAUAUUCAAAUUUAUCAUUCUUUUAUGGCUUCUGGGUCUUGUCUUGUUUAAAAAGCUUUUUUUCCACUCUAAGAUUAGAAAAAAAAUCUUCCAUAUUUUCUUCUAGUUCUUUUGUAGUUUUAUGUACAAGUUUUUGGCUUAUCUGACAUUUAUUUUGUGAAGAGGUAGAGACAUGAACUUUUUGUUCCAAAUGGUUAGCCAGCUGUCCCCAAACUAUAUAUCGAAUGAUCAGUAUCUGCCCUGUUGAUUUCAACAGCUCCUUUACCCUAUAUUAAUGCCUACAGACAUACGGAUCUAUUUUUGAGCUCUGUUCUGUCUCACUGAUUUAUCUGUUUACACAUAAGCCAGAAUCAAAUUGCCUUAAUUAUAAUUCUAAUAUCUGGUAGUAUCAGAACUCCCCUUGAACUGCUCUUCUUUUGCAAGUUUCCAAAAUAUUCUCAUUAGCUUCAACAUCAACCUUAGAACCAGUUCAUCUAGUGUUAAAAAAAGCAAUCUACUGGCACGUUACUUAAUUUUUAAAUCAAUUUGGAGAGAAAUGACACAUUUGUAAGUCUAUUAUAAACUAUUCCUCAGAAGAGUUUCAAAGUUUUCUUCUCAUAUGCCCUAUGGAUUUGUUUCUGUUGCUGUAUGUUACGGAUUCAACUGUGUUCCCCAAAAACAUGUGCUGUAACUCCUAACCCCCUAGACCUGUGCUUGUAAUCCCAUUUGGGGCCGAGUUUUCUUUGUUAUGUUAAGAGGCCAUAGCAGUGUAGGGUGUGUUUUAAGCCAAUCACCUCUGAGAUAUAAAAAAAGCAGAUUAGGUAUAGAGAAGCAAGCAGAGAUGGAGGAAGACAGAUGCCGAGCCACAUAAACAUCACCCAGGAACACAAGAGACGAGGACCUUCCUCCAGAGCCGACAAAGAAAGCAAGCCUACCCCUAGAGCUGGCACCCUGAAUUCGGACUUCUAGCCUCCUAAACCAAGAUGAAGAGACAGGGAAGCAUGAUGAACCAGCAAAUGAGGGGGGAAGCCUGGAGCCCAGAGGCGGAGGCUUCACUUCCGAUUGCCACGCUGCACCACGAAACCCAAAGAGCCCUCCAGCCCUUCAGCAAGCUACAAGAAAAGGUGGAGCAGACGUCAAGGCUUCUUGGCCAAAGGCAAAGCCACAAAAAGAAACUGCUCUGAGGAAACAGCGCUUGGCUCCUCCAAAACUUACCUGCCAGGAGUGGCGUGGACGGCGCCAUCUUGUUCCGGAAAGAGAAACACCCGCGUUCAGGUCAGAGUUCACGAGGGCCGAACCCAGCCCGUACACGUCUUCUCAGGCGUGGAACGGCGAGUUGGUAUUUCCGGGGCCACUAGCCUCGGGGCCAAUCUAGUUCCGAUUAGAGAAAGGCGGAAAAGAAGCCCGAACGCGCACGCGCAGCUCUGCGCUCCACUGUAUAGGUCGUGGGCGGGCUGGGCUAGAGCUGGUGCGCCCGCCUCCUCCCUCCCUCUCUCUUUUCCACAGCGGGCGGAGCGCGUCCAGUGCUGACGUUGGCAGCCGAACCCGAAGUAGUUCGAGGCGGCCGGCUGCACAGUCAGCCUGUUACGUUGCUUUUCCUUCCUUUUUCUCUCCACGCUCCGGGCGGCGGCGGCACGAGAAGGUCCCGGCGGCCUGCUCUCUUCCUCCUGCUCGUCCGCACCGCUCGGCCGGUCGGUCCGGCGUCGUCAGUCGAUUGGCGGCCCGCGCCCGGCUAGUGGUCCGCCGCCGCGCGCGCCGCGCCCAGGCCCAGCGGCCGGAGCUCGCGCCCCGCCUGCGCCUCCUCGCUCCGGCGGCGCGGACCCCACGAGCGAAGCCUCCUAGCGGCCCGAGGGGUGGCCGGGGCAGGUGGUGGCGCCGCGAAGAUGGUCGCCAAGCAGCGGAUCCGUAUGGCCAACGAGAAACACAGCAAGAACAUCACCCAGCGCGGCAACGUCGCCAAGACCUCGAGAAAUGCCCCCGAAGAAAAGGCGUCUGUAGGACCCUGGUUAUUGGCUCUCUUCAUUUUUGUUGUUUGUGGCUCAGCAAUUUUCCAGAUUAUUCAAAGUAUCAGGAUGGGCAUGUGAAGUAACUGAACCUUAAGAUGUUUCCAUUCUCCUGUGAAUUUUAACUUGAACUCAUUCCUGAUGUUUGAUCCCUGGUUAAAAACAAUUAAGUAAAGCAUCCUGCCUCAGAGUGACCUUUCAUAUCAUCCUUCCUGUAUCAUUCCAAGGUUUCUUCACCAGUCAUUCCAAGUUCUCUAGUCCGUACCACAGUGCCUUGCAAAAGCACCACAUGACUAAAGCAAUAAAAUUUGAUUGUUAAGCUACAGUAUUGGACCCUUCUUAUUCAGUCAGUAAAGACUAAGUUUUCCUAUGUGGUUGUUCAAACUGUAUGUAGUAUGGCUAAUCAGAUAAAAUCUGUGUAGACUGGGUCUAGAUUUUGUUACUCUAAUAUAUAAAUGCAAUUAGUGUAAUUUAAAAUUUGGAAUCUGUGGUUUUUAGAUAGCUAGGUACUUUAUUACUACUGUCUCUUGAGUUGAAAGCACACUCCAUAUAGGGUCAUGUAACCGUCCUGCAAUAAGGUGUUUAUAAAUGGGACAUGUACACAGCCUAGUUUUACCAAAACCUUUAGCACCUAACAAUUUUAAAAGGCUUCUAAAUGCCUCCUAUAAAGGGAGAUGUUUACAGCCACAGCCUCUGUUUUAACGGUAUGGUUUCUAUUACACUACCUUGGAUUUUACAUGAGUGAACAUACUAACCUAAGAUGCCAU